AUGUUAUUGCGAAUAUCAUUUAUUCUAAUUUUAUGUUUUUUUCAAUUUUUAUUUUGUGAUGUAAUUGAUUGGUCAAAAAUCGCAACACCGCCACGAUUUAUACAUGAAACCAACGAAGAAAUUAUUUAUUUUACUGCUGAAUCAGCGCAGGCAGCAAAUGGACAAAAUUUAGAUUAUCUUAAGGAACGAACAUUAAAAUGUAUUGCUGAUGGAAAUCCGAAGCCUGUAUAUAGAUGGAAAAAAGAUGGGAAGCCAUUUAACCUAGAAAUGUAUUCGGAUCGAAUUGCUCAGAAACCAUCGGAAGGUUCAUUUGUCUUUUCAAAGUUGACUGCUGCUGAUGAAGGAGUUUAUCAGUGCGAAGCAACCAAUGAUAAUGGAACUGCUGUCUCCGAAAAAAUUAUUUUACAACAGACAUGGAUCAGAUAUUUUCCAAAAGCCGAACCUGAAAUAAUACGCGUUGAUCUUGGUGAUGCGUAUCAGCGAGAAUGCACUCCUCCUGAAUCGAAUCCACCUGCCAGAGUUUAUUGGAUUUUUAAGGUUUUAUUCAUCUUCUAA
Dracunculus medinensis (Guinea worm) is the source of this 555-nucleotide messenger RNA. The record is from the annotation of a GenBank genome assembly. Lineage: Eukaryota; Metazoa; Nematoda; Chromadorea; Rhabditida; Dracunculidae.